AUUCACCAAACAUCUCUCAUUCUCUUCUCCGAUUCUAACAAAAACCUCAAACCCAAUCUUCUCCUUUCAAUCUCCAAACAAAUCACAACAACAAAAAACGAACACACAUUUCUUGACAAUCAUAUCCCAGAGAGCAAAAAUGUUUAACUUCAGCUUCUCAUCGGAAAAUCAAGAUUUGUUUGCCCGCCGGUGCGUGUGGGUAAACGGGCCGGUGAUCGUCGGCGCCGGGCCGUCGGGGCUGGCCGUCGGCGCUUGCCUGAAAGAGCAAGGAGUUCCGUUCGUGAUCCUGGAAAGAGCGGAUUGCAUUGCCUCCUUGUGGCAGAACCGCACCUACGAUCGCCUCAAACUUCAUCUCCCUAAGCAGUUCUGUCAGCUCCCCAAAAUCCCCUUCCCCGACCACUUCCCGGAGUACCCGACCAAAAAACACUUCGUGGAAUACCUCGAAUCCUACGCGACCCACUUCGGCCUUAAUCCUCAGUUCAAUGAGUGCGUGAUGUCGGCGAAGUUCGACGAGGCUUGCAGAGUGUGGCGAGUCACCACCGCCUCUCCCGCCGGCGAGGAGGUCGAGUAUAUUUGCCAGUGGCUCGUCGUCGCCACCGGCGAGAAUGCGGACCGGGUGGUGCCGGAAAUUGACGGUCUCAAGGAUUUCCACGGCGAGGUCAUCCACGCCUGCGAUUACAAGUCCGGCGAGAAGUUCCGCGGCCAGAAAGUUCUCGUCGUCGGCUGUGGAAACUCCGGCAUGGAAGUUUCUCUUGACCUCUGCAAUCACGACGCUAAACCCGCCAUGGUCUGCCGGAGCUCGGUUCAUGUAUUGCCGAGAGAAAUCAUGGGAAAAUCGACGUUCGAACUGGCGGUGUUCAUGAUGAAAUGGAUUCCUCUGUGGCUAGUGGACAAGAUUCUCCUCGUACUGGCAUGGAUAAUCCUCGGAAACAUCGAAAAGUACGGCCUAAAACGCCCCACAACUGGCCCACUGGAACUCAAGAACACACAAGGGAAAACCCCUGUUCUCGACAUUGGCGCAUUGGAAAAGAUCAGAUCCGGAAAAGUCCAAGUCGUCGCCGGAAUCAAGAAUUUCUCCGCCGGAACCGUCGAGCUCGUCACCGGCGAACGCCUCGAAAUCGACUCCGUCGUUCUCGCCACCGGAUACCGUAGCAAUGUUCCAUACUGGCUUCAGGAAUCAGAAUUUUUCUCCAAAAAUGGAUACCCAAACGCACCAUUCCCAAAUAGCUGGAAGGGCAAAUCCGGGCUAUACGCCGUCGGGUUUACAAGGAGAGGGCUUUCUGGUGCAUCGGCUGAUGCAGUCAAGAUAGCACAAGACAUCAGCAAAGUCUACAAAGAAGAUCUGAAACAAAAGAAGCAAAAAGUCCCUACACAUCGACGAUGCAUUUCUACUUUUUAAUUACCCAAAAAGUCCCUAAGUAUUCUCGAGAUAUCACGUCGGGAUUCAUCUGUUUCAACGGAUAAAUGCUGGCAUGAUAUCCGAUCCGGCCUUCUAUUAUUCCGACAAUUCAUAAUUAACCCAAGUUUAGUAGGACAAAAAAGUAAAGAAAGUGACUGUUAGUAGUGUAUAAUUAAUUAAGUGUGUAAAGCAAAAAAGAAAGUACAGUUUUAGAGUAUGUUAUCCUAAAUUGUAGUUUAGGAUUGGUUAGCCCUCUCCAGAAAAGCCCAAGGAGUUUUGUUAAGGUUGGGCGUUUUGUAUACUAGGAUGAUGAGGCGUUUUAUGUCUUUUUACCCAUACAGAUUAAUCAAAAAUGCAAUCUUUCAGUG
Molecule: messenger RNA, 1767 nt
Organism: Ipomoea nil (Japanese morning glory)
Lineage: Eukaryota; Viridiplantae; Streptophyta; Magnoliopsida; Solanales; Convolvulaceae
Product: probable indole-3-pyruvate monooxygenase YUCCA5
Exons: 3
Coding region: 140-1399 (419 amino acids)
Biological process (GO): auxin biosynthetic process
Molecular function (GO): N,N-dimethylaniline monooxygenase activity; NADP binding; flavin adenine dinucleotide binding
Source: RefSeq, a predicted model, not a curated record